AUGUCAUCCGAUCUUUAUGAAGCAUAUACGAAGUGUAAAAAUAUAGUCGAAAUUGGUAAAACUGCAUUGUAUAAUAAAACGAUUCAUAGGUAUCUCGUUAGGGUAGCAAUACUUUCAGCCGAACCAAUUGUAAAGUUAUUACAAUUUCAAAUAAAUUGUCAAGGAAAUGCAAUUUCAAAUGAAAAGUUAAUCAGGUUUAAAGAUUCUUUGGUGGAUAUCGAAAAAUUAAUUAAAUGUGUAACGCAGAUUUAUGGUUCCAUAGAACAGAAUUAUGAAGAUCUUGAGAGUAUAAAAGAUUAUUUUGAUCAAAUUAUGAAAGAAUAUUGGGCUUGCGUAAAAGACCUGAAUCCGAAAUUCUCAAAAAUGCAUGACAUGGUUGAGCAAGAGUACUUGAGAGAUGACGAAAUUGAGGAUUUUAUUAAGAAACAAUUUUUAGUGAAAGAUAAAAAAUUAAACCACGGUUUGAUUAUUUCCGAUCGGGGAAUAAAUUCAAGAUAUGAAUUCGAACCUCGACUUGAAAUUAAAAUUAAUCCUAUAAAUAGUGAUACUAGAAAAUUCUAUAUAAAUUUGGUCCCUAUUAAAACUCAACGGGACACUUUAUUAAAAUACAACAUUAAGCCAUCUACAAUUAGCUCCGAGUAUUUUCAACUUGUUUCGAAUCAAUUAGUUAAUAGACCUCCUAAUGAUGUUUACCUGGAAAUUCAGUAUCCACGAUGGGAAUUAGUUUUCAAAACAAAAGAAAUGAAACUGCCUGAAAAAUUUAUCAGAGACAUUAAAGAUUCUUUGAAUUCCUGUAACCCUUAUCACAAAUUAAUUCAAAAAUUUGGAAAUUAUGGACACUUUGUACCAAAAAAGGUUAUUCUUGGGCACAAAUUGCAUAGAAUGUCAUGUCUGCAAAAUGACGCAACCUUGGCAGGAGAGCAAAGGAUCAAAACUAGUGAAUAUUUUAUAACAGAUGAGUUUAAGGAACUUUGGGAUCGGUGGUGCAAUUCGAUACAUGUUAACCUUAACCAAUCAUAUUUGUUAUCAAUGAAUUCUAAUAUAUUUAAGAGAGAAGAGCUUAUUAAAUGGGCAGAAUCUUGCCUAAAUGAUAAUAACGAUAUGCAAAUUAUUAGUUGGGAAUUAUAUCCUUUAUAUGAGCUAUUAGAUGAUAAUUUGAAGCGAAGCGUCAAUGCCAUUUUCGGAAUGGACAACAUAAAAGUUAAAAACAAAGUGUUGAUGUCGGGAGUUAUCUCAAUUACAGAUUCUUUCUAUUAUUUUAUAAAAUUUCCAUAUAAACUAAACACUGAAAAUUAUCAGAUUUUCGGUAAACUUGUAGCACAAGAUGGGAAACCACUUAACACUGUUAUAAAAUUUAAGGCCCUGACUCCACAUAGUUUUGCAGUGUUUAUUGAUAUUAAUCAGACUAUGUCCAUGCACUCAAAUCUGCAGAUCCUUUGGAUCAUGGUUGGUCUUCCUACAAUCGGUUUUUAUAGUCCAAAUACUAGAGAUAUCUCCAUAUUGGCAUCAGAUAGAUAUGAAUUUGCGUAUGCAAAACAGUUGAUUGUUGCAUUCCCAGUACCUGAAAAUCUACCAACAAACUGGAUUCUCUGUAUUUCUUUCCAAUAUCUAAAGGAUUGUGGACCGAAUUUUCGUACUAUUGUUCAGUACGAUAAAAUUAAUCAUAAAAUUACAUUUGUUAUUUAUGAUGAAUUCAGCAUAAGCCCUAAAAUCUAUGAUAAAUUAAAAAAAGAAUAUUUACUUCAUUGGUGUAUUCUCCCUGAAGGUCAUGAAGUUUUAGCAGAUGUUUUUAAGAAACGAGAGGUUUUAAUCGAUGUUCUUCCCAACAAUAAAAAUUUAACCUCCAUUAUUGAAAGCCAAGAAAUUUUAACUACUGUGUCUCCCGAAGAAAGAUUUAAUUUGAGCUUAAUUGGCCAAGGUAAUAUGACCUAA
Cetraspora pellucida is the source of this 1932-nucleotide messenger RNA. Lineage: Eukaryota; Fungi; Glomeromycota; Glomeromycetes; Diversisporales; Gigasporaceae. The record is from the annotation of a GenBank genome assembly.